CCACACAUCCCGUCGACCUGCUUGCGUCCGACUCCGAGUCGACGACGAGAGACGGAGAGAGAACGAGAAAUCGGCCGCGUCUCCCAUCUCGUCCUCUCUGCGCGCCUGACCAGCGAGCCCUUCUCCUCGCUCGGCGCUCGCCAACCCUAGCUAGCGGCGGCGCGCACCAGGCAGCCCGAGACCGCAGCCACCUCACGGCUCCCAGGGACCUGGAUCGACGAAUUCCCAAACCGCAAGGCCGGAGGGCGGAGCCGACUCGCCGACGAGGCCGGACCGGCGGGCGCGCGCCGGCGCCUAGACCUAGAGCAGGAUCACUGCGGUCAUGGGGUCCUACACUGGCUGUGAACCGCGUUGAUUUGGGGAUUUGGAUCGCCGUUGGUAGAGUGUGAAAUGGUGGACUUUCUGCGACGGCUUGCUGCUGGCCUGCUCAAGUGCUGCGAUCUUGACAUACCCAAUCGGCCAAAGGGCCUUGAGGAGCCCGAACGUCUGGCCAGGGAGACAGUUUUUAAUGUAAAUGAAAUCGAGGCUUUGUACGAGCUGUUCAAGAAGAUUAGCAGUGCCGUGGUUGAUGAUGGCUUGAUUAAUAAGGAAGAAUUCCAACUAGCACUGUUUAAGACAAACAGAAAGGAUAGCAUGUUUGCUGAUCGGGUAUUUGACUUGUUCGACACCAAGCAUAAUGGAAUUCUUGAAUUUGAGGAAUUUGCUCGAGCUCUUUCUGUGUUCCAUCCAAAUGCACCAAUUGAUGACAAAAUUGAUUUUGCUUUCAAACUGUAUGAUCUCAAGCAACAAGGUUUCAUUGAAAAGCAGGAGGUCAAGCAAAUGGUGGUUGCAACACUUGCUGAAUCAGGAAUGAAUCUUUCAGAUGAUAUUAUUGAAGGCAUUAUUGACAAGACAUUUGAGGAAGCAGAUACGAAACAUGAUGGGAAAAUUGACAAGGAGGAAUGGCGGAACCUUGUCUUGAGGCAUCCAUCUUUGUUGAAAAAUAUGACUCUCCCAUAUCUCCGGGAUAUUACAACGACAUUUCCAAGUUUUGUAUUCAACUCUCAAGUAGAGGAUGCAUGAGAUCCCGAAGACACCAUUCAAGCCUCUGGGGCACCAACAGAACAGAUUCUGCGAGGGGGCACUUGUGUGCUAUUAUUUCCUUGAAAUGUAAAUUUUGUGUGGUGGCAAUGCCCUUCCGAGGGUUCUUUCUUUUGUAUAGUAUUGUUGAGUAUAUUCUACCCAAGAUUUCAGUAUGAACAAUCUCUUGUCAUGUGUUUAUAAUAUGUUCUUCAAAUAUAUUGUUUAAUUAACAAGUUGCACC
Molecule: messenger RNA, 1303 nt
Organism: Panicum hallii
Lineage: Eukaryota; Viridiplantae; Streptophyta; Magnoliopsida; Poales; Poaceae
Product: calcineurin B-like protein 6
Exons: 9
Coding region: 391-1062 (223 amino acids)
Biological process (GO): calcium-mediated signaling
Molecular function (GO): calcium ion binding; kinase binding
Source: RefSeq, a predicted model, not a curated record